AUGGUUACCUAUCCUUCUACUCAUGGAGUUUAUGAGGAGGGUAUUGAUGAGAUUUGCAAGAUUAUUCAUGACAAUGGAGGUCAAGUUUACAUGGAUGGAGCUAACAUGAAUGCACAGGUUGGAUUAACAAGUCCAGGGUGGUUUGGGGCUGAUGUUUUUCAUCUAAACCUUCACAAGACAUUUUGCAUUCCACAUGGUGGUGGUGGGCCCGGAAUGGGCCCCAUUGGUGUGAAGAAACACUUGGCACCCUACUUGCCUUCACACCCUGUGGUUGCAACUGGAGGCAUACCAGCCCCUGAGCAGAGUAAGCCACUUGUCACGAUUUCAGCAGCACCUUGGGGUCCAGAGAAUAUGCAGCUUACCCUGCACCAUGGCUUCGUGCUGCUAAGUUCUGGCCUAUUACAUGCUGUGUGGACAAUGUGUAUGUUCCUAACAACAUUAAUAAGUUUAAUAUUGACACUUGACAGAACAGUAACUGCAUUUGAAUGCACCAAAGGAAUGAUGCCUUCGGCCAUUGCCCAAGCUAUAAACAGUGAGGCUAUAGUAUCCAUUGACAUGCCUGCAGGGCUAUCUGAAGUUCUUGUGAUUUAUGAUAAAUAUGCUAGUCCAGUUCAUAUAGCUGCAUAUCUGCUUUCUCAGAAAUCACCAAGCAAUGGUAGAGGCGGUUACUUUUUCUAA
Messenger RNA from Lactuca virosa, 678 nucleotides. The record is from the annotation of a GenBank genome assembly. NCBI's taxonomy places the organism in Eukaryota, Viridiplantae, Streptophyta, Magnoliopsida, Asterales, Asteraceae.